Cladophialophora psammophila CBS 110553 is the source of this 3171-nucleotide messenger RNA. RefSeq lists its product as uncharacterized. Gene Ontology annotation, cellular component: nucleus. Gene Ontology annotation, molecular function: DNA-binding transcription factor activity, RNA polymerase II-specific; zinc ion binding; transcription cis-regulatory region binding. Gene Ontology annotation, biological process: positive regulation of transcription by RNA polymerase II. The transcript is spliced from 5 exons. Lineage: Eukaryota; Fungi; Ascomycota; Eurotiomycetes; Chaetothyriales; Herpotrichiellaceae. Bases 1 to 3171 code for a protein of 1056 amino acids. The record is from RefSeq and is a predicted model, not a curated record.
AUGUCUCCCAAGCCUGACGAAGAGGAACCCAUUGAUGUCAAGACAUCUGGCAGUAAGCCAGAAGAGGCGGCGGCGGCGGUAGUCGACGCCACACCGAAGCAGGCCACUAAGAAACGGACCAAAACCGGCUGUCUCACAUGCCGCAAGAGACGAAUAAAAUGCGGAGAAGAAAAGCCAGUGUGCAAGAACUGCAUCAAGUCGAAGCGCGAGUGUGCGGGAUAUUCUCAGCCCGUUGUAUACAAGGAGCACAAUCAAGGACAGACUGUCGCAGUCCAUGAGACUCGCGAUCGGCUAUCAUUUCAAGAUCAAGAUGUGACAGUUGCACUCGGCCAACGUUGGCAGCCAGGACAAGAUUACCUGGGACUGCAUCAUGAUUUCGGUCAAACGGACCCGUCGCCCUACAAUCAAUUACCUUUUAGCGCCAGCUACCAUGCCAUGCCGUUUGCUCCAGCCACCCUCUCGAGUCACACAGACGUUCCACUUACAGACACUGAGUAUGGGUGGCAGAGUACUCAACAUCUAUCGAACCAGUCGUACUAUGGUUUGGCCGAAACAUCGGGAGGGGACGUGCCAGGAUUCAUCUCAUCAGACAAUCAAGCUGGUAGUUCCGCCGCCUUCUUCCCUCUCGAUCCUCGGUUGAUGGAUCAGUCGGCAACCUUCACCUUGCACCCUCCUUUGGCGCAGAUUCAGACGCCACAGUCAGCAUUCCCUGCCCACAACCACAUUCUCGCAUCACAGCAGCCAGCCCUUGUACAGUUUCAUCAGCGAUCUGCUCCGCUGUCAUAUCAGUACGGCGUAUCACCUCUACCUAUAGAGGAAAAUGUGGCUAGGCAAUACAGUGCGCAUGGUAGAAUGCAUCAGCCGGCGUUUAUAAGUUCCUCAUCCCGUGGUCUUUCUACGAUGCACCGUCCUACAGAUCAACCGGAUGUCGAUGAUUAUGAGGAUCCAGACGAUCCAUUUGAUGUUGAAAUGGAAGAUUCAAACUUGCCAUAUCAAGAAGCUGCAAAUAAUCUUACAGAAAUACUGAGUCGUGGCGGGCAGCUCGAUCCGCAGGCUGCGAAAUUGUACAUUCCAAGAAGGACGGAGUAUCGGACUGUCGCGACGUUUCGGCCGGCAGCAACACAAUCACCGCUCCGAGAUGAGAGGAACGAGCAUAUAUUCUGCCAUUUCGUCGAAAUCACGAGCAACACGAUAUCCAUCUUCGAACGGCAUCAUUUCAGUCCUAUCGCGGCACCUGCUAGAACUCUCUGGAAUUUCACAAUACCCGCUCUGGCCUUGUCGCAUGCGGCACUCGCUCAUGCAAUCUUGGCACUGGGGGCUCUCCAUCUUGCGAAAUUGAACGACUCUUCAGAAAAUCUUGCCAUCAAGCAUUUUACCUGCGCCGUUCGAAGAGUUGGGAAGCUUCUGGGCCUUCCAAAACGGCGGCAUGAAAUAGCGACGUUGGCGACAGUUCUGGUUCUCGGAUACUAUGAAGUUGUUUCUGGUGACCAUUCACGGUGGAAUCUGCACUUGUCGGGGGCCAUGAGGCUCUUACAGGAGCAUGACUAUGCUGGACUGACUCGAACUGCGAGACGCAUGCGAAAUGGCGCAAAGGCAAGAGUUAAUCAAUGGACAGCUCGGUUUGCGUUAACCGAGGAGAACUAUGCUCGCGUAGCAGGCAUUCCUCUUGCUCUACUCGACGACAUCGACUGGGAAGUCGACCAGGCGCUCAUCUCUCGGCUGACAGGCCUCCGUGUGGACUAUGAUCAUCAAUUCCAACCAAGUUUCAGCUUGCGUUCCGCGAUGCCGGAACUCAGCGAGAAAGACGUUGAAGAUUUCAAGGCGAAGAUGGAUUUGAGGUGGUGGUAUUGUAAGCAAGAUGUUUUCCAGAGCAUGGUCUCUGGCGAUCGACCACUUAUGCCUUUUGAGGACUGGAUCUACUGUCCACCCAGAGGUCAAAUUGGUCGGUGGGAUAACCCAUACGCCACCUUGGAUCAUCUGCUACUGGUCAUGGCUCGCCUUGCAAAUUUUGGAGGCAAAGACCGUGGGCGCAAGCAACGAGCGGUGGCUGCUCGAGGAGGGCAAUGGAAGCCACCUAAGUGGCUCUUUGGACCUCAAGGUCAGCCCGGCCCGCCAAGGAGGAAGGAGAGCUCUGCUCAGGCAGGAGCAAGACCUUCAGCAGCCCCCAGUGCCAACGAGGGCAGAGUCAGGCAGAGUAAACCUGGCUUACCAAGUGGUCCAGGCCCAGGACCGGGUGCUGGUCCCCCGAUGCUCGGGAUGCUACCGCCUGCGUCCGAGCCUCUGCAGCUGGAUUCAGCUUUUCGAUCUAUGGACGCCAAUAUUAAAGAUGCCGCAUUUGCAACCAAACGAGAGCGAAAGGAGUCAACACCCCCAAGCAGUCUCGAGGACGACACUGCAAAAGCACUUGCAGAGUAUGUUGAGAUAAGCAAAGCCUUCGAUGUCUUCGCAGAAGCCCUGGGCCCAGAUUUCGAGCCUGUGAAGCACAACGGACCCCCGGUCGCUACACCCUUUGGGCCGGCCCUUAUAUACAAGAACGGUGCAGUCGCGUGUGUAUGGUUGUGCUACUACGUUGGACGCAUCUCAUUGCAACGGCUCCAUCCUGAGAUGCCGCCGGCUGCAGUGGUUGCUGCUGGUGUCACAGCACAUCUCACUCAAGAGCAUACGCAGAUGGUUGGUAAGAUCUGUGCAGGGCUAUACUCAAGGCAGCAGUAUGGUCAGAGCGGAGCCCUUGAUCCAAGUUUUGCAGGCUAUCUCAUGGAGAGUACAUUUUUCCUCCUGUUUGCAGGAAUUCAGUACACAGACGCCGCACAGCGAGGGUGGACAAUAAGCAAGCUCAAAGACGUCGAACGCAGAUGUGGAUGGCGUACUUCGGGCGCCAUUGCUGCCGCUUGUGAAACUGCGUGGGAACGAAUGGGUCAAGCAGGACGAGGUCCUCCGUACGAGCGAACUCUGGCUGCCCGCAGUGAGGACAUCCGUGUGAGCAGGGCGCCGACAAAGUCAUCACCGUCAAGUGGAGAACCAUCGGAUGCUGCCGCAGAACAACACGAGUCUGAAUUUGUGAGCCACGAUCGGAGCCUCAUUGAUCGGUCUAGCUCUUCGCGGGUGCACUGGGCGCUCGGCUUGCUCUCGGUUGAAGAAGAUAUCCAGAGGAUGGCCUUAGAGGACGGGUAG